Plutella xylostella (diamondback moth) is the source of this 1283-nucleotide messenger RNA. The record is from RefSeq and is a predicted model, not a curated record. NCBI's taxonomy places the organism in Eukaryota, Metazoa, Arthropoda, Insecta, Lepidoptera, Plutellidae.
AUGUCUGUGGAAGGUUUAGUGGGUGUUGAGUGCGGCGGCGAGGGUGCGGAGGUGUGGCCGGCUGGCGUGGCCAUCGAAGGCUGGAGUACUGUCGUUGAACCUACCCAGUGCAAUCCUCAGUUGGUGCAGUGGAUCCCAUACGAAGACUCGCCAGCCUCCGCGCCGCCGCCCCGCGCCCCGCAGCCCGCCUGCCUGUGGCCCGCCACCGCCGCCGGCCAACAGUAUCCGCUUAUGACGAUUAACAAUAAUCAGCAGCCUGUAUGGACUCACAUUACGAGAGAUGCACCGCAGCAAAAUUACUGGGCUCAGCAAGCUUUUGAGAGCAAUCAUAACCAGUGCUCACCAGUAUACACCAGCCUCCACCAGCCACCACCCCCGGCCAGCCUACCGCACCCCCAGUACAAUGCACCAGCGACCAACCAGCGCUUCUCCAAUGAACAGUUUAAACUGAAACCGAAUUACCAAACCCUGGUGCAGCAUCCCGCUGCCACCGCACCAGCAACCAACCAACAACAACCGCUGUACCACAUUACCAUAAACCGUCAACCACCGCCAUCAACCAAGCCAGUGAAAAAGGUGACAAAACGCAAGCGCGUGCGCACCGCCUUUACCACGGAUCAGAUCCUGGCGCUGGAGGAGGUAUACAGCACCCAGACGUACGUGAACCGUAACGAGCGGCAGGUGCUGACAGACAGGCUGAAGAUCAGCGACCGCGCCAUCAAGGUCUGGUUCCAGAACCGACGCAUGAAGGGCAAGAGGGAGUCCCAGGCGUCUCUCGAAUAUUCCGACGAAUUCGAAGGCACUCCUGAACAGCCAGAGCCCAUCCAGGAACCCUCCAGCUCCAUCGACUCUGUCACGAGCAAUUCCAGCAGUGAACUUGACUACGUCGAAUCACAAAUCAAAAGGUCUGAUGAGCAUGGCUACGUUACUUUAGACGAUAAGGCUUGGGGUACUCUGUUCAAUGUAAUCGACCCGUAUGUGCCGAAUUACGUUGGACUGAGCCCUGACACGACCACUAAAGAAAUAGUCACAGAGGACUUAAAGACAGAAUUUUAUGAGCCCAUCUCGCCUGCCGAUUCCAACGGCUCUGCUGCUGAGGACAUGGAGUCAUAGGAACCGCCCAAAGACGAGGAAUCUAUGAAGAGACUCUUUCACAUACAUUUCUGCUAGGCUCGACUCUGGGCAGUCACCAUGGCCCAGUCCUCUCAACAGAUUGUGCGGUAUCGGAUCAUGAAUUUGUUUCUGAUGACUAUUUGUUUUGUGUUAGAAUUAGAAGUUAUAUC